Molecule: messenger RNA, 732 nt
Organism: Alternaria metachromatica
Lineage: Eukaryota; Fungi; Ascomycota; Dothideomycetes; Pleosporales; Pleosporaceae
Exons: 2
Coding region: 1-732 (243 amino acids)
Molecular function (GO): oxidoreductase activity
Source: RefSeq, a predicted model, not a curated record
AUGUUCAAGCAUGGAAACAUACAUUACUUCAAGACCGAUGUGACAUCCAAAUCCGAUCUCUCCGCAGCGGUCGAUCACAUCGCUGCCAAAUCCGGCUACGUCAAUCUUGUUGUCGCCAACUCUGGCAUCCAAGGUCCAACCCUCAAAGGUUUGGAGAAGGGCGCAUCAAUCACCGAAUUCCGCGACCACUUAUGGAACUGGGGUAUGGACGAGUUCACGCAAACCUUUGCGGUAAACACUACAUCGACUUUCUUCACGGUCGUUGCGUUUCUUGAGCUACUCGACAAAGGCAACAAAGCCGGCAACAUUGAGCAAAAGAGUCAGGUUAUUUGUAUCAGCAGCGCGGGCGCUUUCAACCGCGUACCGAUGGCGGGCUAUGCGUAUGCUGGUUCCAAGUCGGCGGCAGUACAUAUCAUGAAGGCGUUGGCGACGACGUUAGUGCCUUACGAUAUUCGCUCCAAUGUGCUAGCGCCUGGUUGUAAGUCGAAGCAUCUCCUCCCUCAUGCAUCUUUUGCUCACCAACGUCCGACAGUAUACCCUAGUGAGAUGACCGCGGGCAUGCUCAACCAGGAGACAUGGCCGAGGGACUUCAUACCCGAUCAAAGAGCUGGCAACAUCAAGGAUAUGGCGGGCGCAAUACUAUUCCUCACUAGUAGAGCCGGAGGUUAUGUGAAUGGGAAUGUCUUGCUUACCGACGGGGGGCGCUUGAGCAUUCUGCCUGCGACUUACUGA